GAGCGAACACGAAACACGAUUUGCAAAGAGUUCCCUCACGUGUAUCAAAAUCAGUUGGGGCAGCUAACAUGGGGGGCUCACGUCAUGAAAAACGAAAAGAGGCUCGCUUGCAGAAGAAUCAGAAAAAACAUGAAUCUUGGCUUCAGCGUCAGAAGUCGCAAAAGGAGAAUCGAGUAUCAUCAUCAGUUCAGAACACUGGUGACGUGAUCAAGUCUGAAGAUUUUCACCAGAUUAGUGAUAGUGAGACUGAACAUAUGGAAUUGAGCAGUCCUAGUGGUAACAAAGAUGAUGGAAAGCCUUUUAUACAUAAUAAAGAAGAGGUUAGAGUUAAAGCAAAGGAGAAGAAGAUGCAAAAAUUACAGAGAAUGAAAGAUCUGAAUAGACCAAAGAAGAAGACGAAAUUUGAAGAGUUUCUUGAAAUGGAUACACCAGCUGUGAUAUCUGCUGACCAGGAUGCUGAACUUGAGAGGAGGCUUGCAAAGAAGCUCAAGGUAAAGAAAGGUAAACUAAGGGGCUUGGAUGAUGGGAUGAAUGAUUUGUUCGAUGGACUUCCAUCUGUACUUGAUUCGAUGGGAUCUGAACUUGGGGAUUCUCGUAAAAAACGUAAGAAAAAGAGAUCUGAAGAAAACCAAAACAAUGAGGUUGUUGAUGAUAUGCAAGAAACUGAAGUUCUGGAGCAUGAAGAAACUGAUUUUCUUGAUGAGGAAAGCGAAGAAGAGCCUCCAAGAAAAAGAGACCGGAAACAACUUAAGAAGAAGAAGAAGAAGUCAAUUGAUGAAGAACUAGACAGUGAUCCCUUGGAAAUCACAGAUGAUGGUGAGUCAGAGACUAUUACACCGUCAAGCUUGGAGAACGUAGAACCUCAGUUGCAUGAGUAUAAGCCAGAGAGCAGCAGUAAGUAUGUUGCUCCUCAUUUGAGAUCUCAGGCUAAAAGUGAAUCUGAAGAACACACUAAGAUGCGUACACGGAUAAAAGGUCUUCUUAAUAAAAUGGCCGAAUCCAAUGUAGAAACAAUAACAGCAGAACUUGCCACAAUCUAUCGUACUGUUGCGAGAAGUGUGUCCUCUCAGAUUUUUUGUGAAGAGGUUUUGACAACUUAUGCCAGAGGCAAUGAACAGUACUCUGUAUUUGCUUCCUUUAUAGCUGGCAUGGCGUGUCUAGUUGGAAUGGAUUUUAGUGCCAAGCUUAUUGCAUCACUUGCUAAAUCUUUCGAGGAUGAAUAUCAGAAAGAAGACAGUCUCUCUUUGAAUGGAAUUUCUCUCUUACUUUCUUAUCUUUGUAUGUUGGGAGUUUGUUCCAGUGAUCUUAUCUUUGAUUUCUUAAUGACACUGGGGAAACGGCUGACUAAAGUUGAUGCUUCCAUUAUCACAACUGUUUUAGAUUGCUGUGGAAUGAAAAUAAGAAGCGAUGAUCCUCUGGCUAUGAAAAAAUUCAUCAUCAGCAUCCAGAACAAGGCAAAUGAAAUAAAAACUUCCUUGGAAGGCCAGACACAGAUGAAAAGCAUGAUGAUGGAAAAGAUGCUUGAAACCAUUUCUGCAAUAAAGAACAACAAGUUGAGAACCAAAGAGGAUUCCGUCCAGAACACGAGGGUAAAGAAGUGGCUUCAGAAGUUGAGAGUGGAGGAAGUAUUAUUAAGAGGGCUAACAUGGAGCAAGCUGCUUGACCCUGAGAAGAAGGGUCAGUGGUGGUUAUCUGGCGAUUUGGUGGUUAAGACUAACUCCGUUGAAGAUGUAGCAGAAACAAUGGAUGCAGAGGUUGUUGAGGCCCAGAAGAUGUUAAAGCUAGCUGAGGCACAGAGGAUGAAUACGGAUUCCAGAAAAGCUAUAUUUUGUGUGAUCAUGAGUAGUGAAGACUACAUAGAUGCAUUUGAGAAACUUCUUAGAUUGGAUCUGCCAGGAAAGCAGGACAGAGAGAUCAUGAGGGUUCUAGUUGAAUGCUGUUUACAGGAGAAAGUAUUUAACAAGUACUACACAGUUCUUGCUUCAAAGUUGUGCGAGCAUGACAAGAAUCAUAAGUUUACAUUACAGUAUUGUAUUUGGGACCAUUUCAAAGAACUAGAGUCAAUGUCACUCCAGAGAUCGAUGCAUCUGGCGAAAUUCGUGACAGAGAUUAUUGUAUCCUUCAAUCUUUCUCUUGCGGUUCUCAAAUCGGUGGACUUGGCAAAUCCAGCGGAGUUAACUCCAAAAAGAAUCAUGCACUUUCGAAUGCUGUUUGAGGCCAUCUUUGAGCACCCCGAGAACCUAGUUUGGAAUUUGUUCACUCGCAUAGCCUUGAAUCCGGACUAUGAAGGUCUACGGGAUGGAAUCAAAUUCUUUGUGAAGGAAUAUGUUGUGAAAAACAACAAGGCAAUCAAUGGGAAAUUCAGGAAAGCCAAAGAAGCUCUUAACAACGCAGAAGGAUUGCUCAUGUGAGUCUGAUGCCAUAAAAAGGCCAUAGCAAUUUUGAAGAGUACAAACUCUUAUAUUAUGAUGUCAUAGCAUCUGUACUUUGUACACUCUUUCUUUGGACAGAAACUUUUGUGUAGCUUACGUUAAUUAAAGUUUCUUAAUAUUAUUCACCACCUUUG
Capsella rubella is the source of this 2566-nucleotide messenger RNA. Its product is annotated as nucleolar MIF4G domain-containing protein 1. Gene Ontology annotation, cellular component: nucleolus. Gene Ontology annotation, molecular function: protein binding; RNA binding. Gene Ontology annotation, biological process: ribosomal small subunit biogenesis. The record is from RefSeq and is a predicted model, not a curated record. NCBI's taxonomy places the organism in Eukaryota, Viridiplantae, Streptophyta, Magnoliopsida, Brassicales, Brassicaceae. The transcript is spliced from 13 exons. The coding region runs from base 69 to 2411 and encodes 780 amino acids.